Molecule: messenger RNA, 3756 nt
Organism: Columba livia (rock pigeon)
Lineage: Eukaryota; Metazoa; Chordata; Aves; Columbiformes; Columbidae
Gene: RAB37
Product: RAB37, member RAS oncogene family
Exons: 9
Coding region: 1736-2734 (332 amino acids)
Biological process (GO): regulation of exocytosis
Molecular function (GO): GTPase activity; GTP binding
Source: RefSeq, a predicted model, not a curated record
UUACUGUCAAGCUGGGGCAGCCAUGCUUCAGGCUGCUGGACGGGGAUGGAGGAUGGAUGAGGCUUCAUGCCACAGAAUACAUCGUGGGGCCGUGCCUGAGCAAAGCCCUUUGCAUCACACAUGGAAGCUGCUGUUGGAGUGGCCCUGCUCUCCCGGGGAGAAGCCUACCUGUGUCCUGCCUGCGAAGCCCAGGGCCCUUGCAAAGUCAGGCAGAUGGUGGCAUCACCUGGGAAAAGCACUCGGCUGCUGUCCAGUGCUAUUCGCAGAGCUGCCACAGGGCUGGCAAGUGGCUCCAGUGCCCAUGUCCCCUCUCCCUGGGGAAGCCCAGGACAGAGGCAGUGACUGGGACCUCAUUGCACAGCGAGAUUGGCAUCCCUCCAGCAGCCGUGGCAAGGCUGGUGCUCAGCAAGAGGCUAUUACCACAGGGAUUUUCUCUCUAGCCCAGGCCAGGGAAGCAGGGAAACACAUGGUACUGGCAUGAGGAGUCUGGGACCAAGCAGCCCAGAGACGACACUGUGGGAAUGCCAAACCCUGGGCAGGCAGAGGCUCGGCUGUGCUCCUGACUUUUGCCAGCUCCCGGCUGCCUCAUUUCCCCUGCAGUGAUACCAGCGUGUAGAGGUGAUGCUCAGCCAGGCGUUUGUCCUGCCCAGGCAGCUCUGUGAGCACCAGUGUGGUUUGCCAUAUCCUCCCAGCCCCCCUCAAGCAAGCUGCAGGGGAGCUCAGCUGCUUCCAGGAGCUCUGUGCCUUCAGUCCUGGGCACUUUUCUGGCCAAGGAGCAUAUGUAAACUAUAAAUCCCCUGGUGGGGUCUGAGCACAGUUACGGGACUGGAAAUACAGGUUUCCUUUCCUGAGGGGCAGAAGAAGGCUUGGCUGGAGCAGGAACUGGCAGCCGGGGGAGGCAGGGAGCUGGGUGUCAUUGCAGGGGGCAUCUCUGCCAUCGGGCCUCCCACGGCCACGCUUGGCCUCCCCUGGUGAGCAGUGAGGAACACGGACCAGCACAGUGCCGGGCUGGAAUCCCACCCAUCUGAAUCCCAGCGGUGUGAGCAGAGCCAGGGGGGUUGCGCUGAGAUUAGCCCCAGCAUGGCGGGUAGGACUAGCUGGGGCCAUGGGCUGUGUGUCCUGGGCAAAAUAAAUUAGAGGGACCUGAAGGCUCCUGUCCACACCGUGAUGCUUGUGAGCUUGAAGACUCCAGGCAGUCAUAGCGCAUGGACCUGGAUGUUGUUUCAUGGGGUAAGUUUUUGGAUAACACAACAUCUUCCAACGUCUUCACAACAUCCCUGACUUAUCCUGCGUUCCUACACUUGUUUGUUUCCCAAAUGAAGUGCACUGUGAGUUAGGCCCCAAAGCUCAGCACAGGAUGCUGGGGGCUUCGAGCAGUCCGGGGAGCAGGAACCCCAGCAUCCAUCCCGGGGAAGACACAGGGGCCGCUGAACCUGCUCCCCACAGUGUGGGGUUUCCAGCUAAAAGCCGCUGAUUCGGGUUUCCGCCUGGCUUCAUUGUGCCAUGUUCUGACCCAGAGCCCAGCUUGGCAGCUGUCGGGGCUGCAGGGCACAGGGCAAACCCCAAACCCGUGGCUGGGCUUCGGGGGUAGGAGUGGCUGCUGCUGUCCCUGCCAACCUCACUGAGCCGGCGUGGCGGGGGGUGAUUUGGCAGCACUGAGGUCUAUGUUCCCACACCACGCGGAGGACAGGGGGCUGUUCAUUUGUGGGGUCAGCGGUUCCUUCUCUCCCCAUCGAUGUGCCCGGAGGGACAGGCCACAGCACUGCCCAUCGUUCGCUGCUGCCGAGUCCCCGGCCAACCCCCGGGGUCCCGAGUGAGGGUGCGGGGGGGGCAGGUUUCCAGCCUUGAGCCUCCUCUUCCUCAUCCCGCAGCCAGACCGGGCAGGGAGGCGGCCGGGGCAGAGCCUUGGGGGUGGCAUUGGCCGGGGAGGAGGAGGAGGAAGAGGAGGAGGAAGGCGGGUGGGGCCGCGGCUGACGCUGCCCCCGCGGCACCGGGACUCGCGGCUCCGCUCGGACGCACCAUGAGCGGCCCCGGUGGGGCAGCGGCGAGCGGGACCCCCCCGGCAGGGAGCGGGGACACCCCGGCGGGGAACGGGGACACCCCUGCACUACCCCGGGACUACGAGCUGGCCGGCAAGGUGAUGUUACUUGGAGACUCGGGCGUGGGGAAAACCUGCUUCCUGCUCCAGUUCAAAGACGGGGCCUUUCUCUCCGGGACGUUCAUAGCCACCGUGGGCAUAGAUUUCCGGAACAAAGUGGUGGCUGUGGAUGGCGUGAAGGUGAAGUUGCAGAUCUGGGACACGGCAGGACAGGAACGUUUCCGCAGCGUCACCCACGCCUACUACAGGGAUGCCCAAGCUCCCUCUUCCCUUCCAGCCCUGCUCCUGCUCUACGACAUCACCAGCAAGAUGUCCUUUGACAACAUCCGCGCCUGGCUGACGGAGAUCCAUGAGUACGCCCAGAAGGACGUGGUCAUCAUGCUGCUGGGCAAUAAGGCUGAUGUGAGCAGCGAGAGGGCUGUGAGGACGGAGGAUGGAGCGUCACUGGCCAGGGAGUACGGGGUGCCUUUCAUGGAGACAAGUGCCAAGACGGGUAUGAACGUGGAGCUGGCCUUCCUGGCUGUUGCCAAGGAGCUGAAGCAGCGCGCGGUGCAGCCGCUGGAUGAGCCCCGCUUCCAGAUCCACGACUACAUCGAGUCGCAGAAGAAGAAAUCCAGCUGCUGUGCCUUUGCCUGAGAGCAGCUGGGAGGAGCUGGGUGGUAGAGCAGGGGCCAAAUCCUGCCCUCCAGCGCCCAAGGAAACCAGAAUGACAAGCCAAGCAUGGAGGGGACAAUACGGCAGAAUGGAGCAUGCACGAGGAGAGACAUCACCCCAGUGCUGGGAUCCAGGGGCUGGAUCCUGCUGCCUUGCGGGACCAUGUCUGAAGCUCACUGCUGCUGUCAGCUUUUGUCCUCCUGCCACCACCAGGGCAGCGAUGUUCCCAUUGCGUGUUUCCCGGUUCUGCUGGAGGGAAGGGCUGGGAUAGCAAAGUGUCUGGCCAAGCCUGCUCCCUGCCCCUGCAGCUGGUGUGAGAAAUAAAGCUCCCUGAGAGCACCCAAGUGACACGUAGGACACUUCUAGUACACGUGGCAAUAUGGAAAAACCUUUAUUUUCCCCCUCUUGUAGCUGCGGGAAUGAGAGACCUUUUUUUUUGAAUAACAAGAAAAACCUUUUUGUUUUCAAUCCCUCCAGACAAAAUCAUCUCUGGCCCCACACACGCUGGAGCUGGUGGGGUGGAUGGGGAUGGGGGUGAGGGCCCAGACUUCUGUGCGUGCUGGUUCCCAGGCCAGGCUGGGGUUCUCUCCCGUCGCUGCACACGUAAUGCAACAGCUUGUUCCUGCUGCUGGCAAAUAGCAACUGAAACCCACUCUCUGGAGAGCAAAUGCCUGAGAUGCUUCAGCCAGCAAAUGCUGCUUCGUUGGUUCAGUGGGGCACAGGGUGCAAGGCUCAUGUCCCAUGUCUCUGUGCAUCCCUGGUGAGCGCUACCUGGGAUGGUGACAUGGUGAAUAUUUGGUUAUGUAGCUGAAGAGCUGAUGUGGAGGGCAGCUGAGAAGGCCAUGGGACUGGCCAGCACAUCCGUCCCUGCCAGCACCUUCCCUGGCCCUGCACCCAAGCUGCUCGUCUCUCACUGGCCCCAGUGCCUCCUUCACCUCUGCUCUGCUCCCGGGUCUCUCUUUGCAAGUUUACAGAUUAAAGCUGGGUAUUUUCGAGGCUUUGCA